AUCGGUCAUAUCAGUGUUUUGAUUAUCCAUAUAUCCAGCGAGGCCUAGCCACAUCACGUAUACACGUGAGAAAUUGUCCGUUUGUUCUUUUUCGAAGAACUUCCUGAACUGGUGCACAUUAGUGCAAUAAGUUAGAGUGAGACAAAUAUAUUUCAUUUCACUCUAUUCACUUAUUACAUCAAUGUGCACCAGUUCAGAAAGUCUUCGAAAAAGGACGGAUGGUCUCUUCGUACUCUUCGCGCGCGAACAGUUACUGACCUGCUGGCGAUAAAAACACAAAAUAUAAACACGCUUUUUUUCCCCCGAAAUUCGGUAGAUACAAGAAAUCGUUGACCUUCGAAGCGAUUAUUAUCCCUGCUGGAUGCGUGACGUGCGAAAAAUUGGUGUAUCUCACGUUAUUACAAGUACAGUUCGCUCGGUUCGCUGUAUCGUUCUGUAUUUCGUGCCUAUCAUCCUUAUCACUUGUAGCCGUAGGAGAAGACAACUGGGCAUAAUUGUUUCAUUUCGAACGGAGAUUAACGCAGAUCACAGAACAUUCUUGGAGGGCUACGAUAAUCACGUGUCCUAGCAGAGAUUGCGGUAGCUUAGUAUAAACUUGUCCAAGUUUUUCGCUCGAAAUCAUGGAUAACCGUCCGGUAGUCUUUCACGUGACCGACACGAUCCAAGCCUGGCUAAAAUUCUUGGAAGUGUACAUUAAUGAGCCAGCAGUACACAAAAGUGUGCGACAAAUAACUUAUUUGGCAGAAAUGAUAACGGGAGACAAUAAAGUAGCUUGGUUAUUAAAGGCAAUAAGUUUUAUUGACUUAACUUCUUUGAGUCAUGACGAUACGAGCAGCACUGUUGAAGAAUUGUGCAAAAAUGCUGUAAAACCCAUAGAAAAGCUACCAUUUGCAUGGAAUAAUCCGCUUCACACAGCUGCUGUUUGUGUUUAUCCGUCCAAAGUAAAAGAUGCAGUAUCUGCCUUGAAAAAAUUUAAGAAUAAGGAAGAUGCAGUCAAGAUUGCUAGCGUGGCAGCAGGAUUUCCUUCUGGACAAUAUCCAUUAGAGACUCGAUUGCAGGAAGUGCGCUAUGCCAUAGAAUACGGAGCGCAGGAAAUAGAUGUUGUGAUCGACCGAUCAUUAGUUAUAAAUCAUGAAUGGGUACAGCUGUAUAAUGAGCUGGAAGCUAUUCGUUCAGCUUGCAAUGAAACUUACGAUAAAGCUUCUGAUAAAGCUUCUGAUGAAAAUAAGAAGAAAGAACAAAUAUGUUUGAAGGUUAUAAUAUCAUCAGGGGAAUUAUUUAAUUUGAGAGAUGUGUACAAAGCGUCGAUGGUAGCUCUGUUUGCUGGCGCUGAUUUCAUCAAGACAUCUACAGGGAAAGAUACAGUUAAUGCGACAUUGCCAAUGGGCAUUGUUAUGUGCAGAGCGAUAAAAGAGUUCGAAAGACUGGCCGGAAAAAAGAUGGGCUUUAAACCUGCCGGAGGCAUUAAGACUGCGCAAGAGGCUUUACAAUGGAUGGUCUUGGUUAAGGAAGAAUUGGGAAAAGAUUGGUUGACACGUGAUCGUUUUAGGAUUGGUGCAUCCACCUUAUUGCAUGACAUUUGUAGUGAAAUUGUUAAAACGUAUGAAGACAGUAAAGCUCAAUCCGUAGAUGUCAGUGAAGAAAAGGUAUUUAAAAGCGAAGAAAAAAAAGAUGAAAGAAAAAAGAAAUGAAGAGGACUUUCAGAUAUUUAAAUCUGGUGGAAACAGUGAUAUUUUUGUACCGUUUAUAUAUAUCCGCAAUUUUAAGAAUAGUCUGUUUUUGUUUCGACAAAUUUAAAUAAAUUUUAUUUCAAGAUGC
Temnothorax curvispinosus is the source of this 1818-nucleotide messenger RNA. RefSeq names its product deoxyribose-phosphate aldolase (gene Dera). NCBI's taxonomy places the organism in Eukaryota, Metazoa, Arthropoda, Insecta, Hymenoptera, Formicidae. Gene Ontology annotation, molecular function: deoxyribose-phosphate aldolase activity. Bases 621 to 1691 code for a protein of 356 amino acids. Gene Ontology annotation, biological process: deoxyribonucleotide catabolic process; carbohydrate catabolic process. The transcript has 5 exons. Gene Ontology annotation, cellular component: cytoplasm. The record is from RefSeq and is a predicted model, not a curated record.